Arabidopsis arenosa is the source of this 3102-nucleotide messenger RNA. The record is from the annotation of a GenBank genome assembly. Lineage: Eukaryota; Viridiplantae; Streptophyta; Magnoliopsida; Brassicales; Brassicaceae.
UCUUCUCUCUAUCUCUCUUUGUCUGCAAAUGGAAGAACAUAUUCAAGAUCGCCGUGAAAUUGCGUUCCUACACUCCGGUGAAUUUCUCCAGGGAGAUUCCGACUCAAAGGAUCAUCAACCAAACGAGUCUCCGGAUGAGGAACAUCAUCACGAGCAGUCUAUCAAAGAAGUUGAUUUCUUCGCAGCCAAAAGUCACCGGAGCGAUCUUGGUCAUGUGAGAGCGACGUCGAUCAUUGGAUCAUCUGGUUUUAAUGAUGGAUUAGGUUUGGUAAAUUCAUGCAAUGGAACAUCAAGCGAUGAUGGCGAUGACAAAACCAAAACCAAAACCCAAAUUAGUAGACUGAAAUUGGAGCUAGAGAGGCUUCACGAGGAAAAUCACAAGCUGAAGCAUUUAUUAGAUGAGGUCAGUGAGAGUUACAACGACCUCCAAAGAAGAGUUUUGUUGGCAAGACAAACACAAGUGGAAGGUCUUCAUAAACAACAUGAGGUUAUACCCCAAGCUGGUUCCUCACAAGCUCUGGAGGACACAAGACCAAUGGAUAUGAACAAUGAAACUCCGGCCACCACCUUGAAACGACGGACUCCGGACGAUGUGGAUGAUCGUGAUAUGCACCGAGGAUCACCAAAAACUCCAAAAUUAGACCAAAACAAGAGUACUAAUCAUGAAGAACAACAAAACCCUCAUGAUCAGUUACCCUUUAGAAAAGCUAGGGUUUCCGUUAGAGCUAGAUCUGAUGCCACUACGGUAAAUGACGGAUGUCAGUGGAGAAAAUACGGUCAGAAAAUGGCAAAAGGGAAUCCAUGUCCUCGAGCUUACUAUCGUUGCACUAUGGCUGUUGGAUGUCCUGUCCGUAAACAGGUCCAACGAUGCGCCGAGGAUACAACUAUCUUGACCACAACGUACGAAGGAAACCAUAACCAUCCUCUUCCACCGUCAGCCACCGCCAUGGCUGCAACCACUUCCGCUGCAGCCGCCAUGCUCUUAUCUGGCUCCACCACCAGCAACCUCCAUCAAACACUCUCUAGCCCCUCCGCCACGUCAUCAUCUUCCUUCUACCAUAACUUCCCAUACACUUCCACAAUUGCCACACUCUCCGCCUCAGCUCCAUUCCCCACCAUAACUUUAGACCUCACCAACCCGCCUCGACCGCUACAACCGCCACAACAGUUUCUGAGCCAGUAUGGUCCCGCCGCGUUUUUACCAAACGCUAAUCAAAUUAGGUCUAUGAAUAUUAAUAACCAGCAGUUAUUAAUACCUAAUUUGUUUGGCCCACAAGCCCCACCACGUGAAAUGGUCGAUUCAGUUAGGGCUGCGAUUGCAAUGGAUCCGAAUUUCACGGCGGCCCUUGCGGCGGCGAUCUCAAACAUUAUCGGAGGAGAUUCUCUUCUUUUGAAUUUGGUUACUAAAAUUGAGCUGUGUUACCGCUUUGUGCAGAUUGUGGGAGCUGUUAUAUAUAGUGUUCUGGUGGCAGCCUUUUAUGUCUUCCUCGGGUUUUUCCUGGGGAAUCGAAUAGCUAAUAUCUCGCUUCUUUCGGUUUACUCGUUUGUGGCGGUUUCGGUUAUAGUUUUGUUCGUUAGGUGUACUGCGAUUGAUCCAACGGAUAAGACUAGUGCUAAGAAAAAGAGAAAGGAUAAAUCCAAAGGGGUCUUGAUGAAGCUGAGAGUCAAAGUUGUCUUGAGUCAAGUUGUUGUGAGGUUUUUCAGGAGGUUAGAGAGAAAGAUCUUAAGAAAUUUUCUCAGACGUACGUAUUUGGAUCCAUGGAAAAGCAGUGUGCAGCUAGAACCACUCCUUCCAUUUCCACUUGUUAUGAAAGAUGAUAAUUCUGUUACACCAGAUCCUAAAGUAGAAGAUGAUAUCUCUUAUUGUUCACUUUGUGAUUUAGAGGUUAAACGCAGCAGUAAGCAUUGCAGGACAUGUAACCGGUGUGUCGAAGGGUUUGAUCACCAUUGCAGGUGGCUUAAUAACUGCGUUGGGAAAAAGAAUUACACGACGUUCAUACUCCUGAUGGUUUUCGUCUUGCUCAUGCUAAUAAUAGAAGGUGGAACAGCCAUUGCUGUAUUUGUCAGAUGUUUUGUGGACAAGAAAGGAAUGGAAAUCGAAUUGAAGAGAAGGCUUUAUGUAGAGUUCCCUCAAUGGGCUCUUGCUACAAUAUCUAUUAUCUUGGUCUUGUUCACGGCCUAUGGCUCAGCCGCCAUGGGGCAGCUUUUCCUCUUCCAUGUAGUUCUCAUAAGAAAGGGGAUGAGAACAUAUGACUAUAUAUUAGCAAUGAAGGAGGAGAAUCAAUUUGCAGAAGUGGAUCCUUUUGAUGAAUUAGAUUCAUCUUCAGAUGAAAGCUCAGAUUUUGAUUCGCCUGAAAGAUCAAGACCAACGUUUAUCUCCAAGUUUAUGUGCAGAAAAUCAAAUGAGAAUCAGCAUAGACUAUCGAUAAAAAUAGAAGGAGAUGAACGUUCACCUUCUUCCACGGUGAUCAACAAGAAACCGGGUUUUCAUGUAAGCAUAAACCCAUGGAAACUGAUAACAUUAAGCAGUGAAAAGGCUCUACAAGCAGCUGAGAAAGCAAAGGAAAGACUGAGGAAGGCGAAACCAGUUUCCGGGACUGAAGAAGAUUCACUUAAGCCACUUCCAUUAGAGACGAAAUUCGGACUUUUGUUAGAUCCAGAUGACAACAACACUGUGUUGCCACCAUCAACAACUACAGCAGUAAAGCUUCAGGUUUCACCAGGAAGAUUCUCAAGUCCAAGAAGAAGGUUCUCAGGCUCUUCAUCUUCAACUGUGCCAUCACCGAAGCAAAAAUACAGGAGUAACUUUGACUUGAAGCUAACUGAAGUCUCUAGGGAGCUCGAAAGUUACAUCUCAAGACAGUCAUCACCGGAACAUUGUCUUGUUCCUCAAGUUGUAGUUGAGAAGCCAAGUUUCCAACCACAUUGUCUUGUUGUUGAGUCUCCAUAGGAACCACUGAAAGAUCAUUGUUCUGAUGAUAUGGCUGACAAUAAUGCGGUUCGUCUACGGCUUCAUUCAUCAAAACUUGUUCCGGCUUCAUUGUUCUGAUCAUUUUUAUUUUUGGUCUCCACGUUAAAUAAUAAUGAAUUUAUAGUUAUUUA